UUACACUCCAAAACAGUCACUUAUUGGCCUAUAACGUUUAAGAAUUCUAUAUACAUUACUCAACAUCAAGUUGAUUUCUCUCUGGCAUAACAAUUUCCUCAAAUCGAAAUUAUCAACAAGUUGAAGUAAAGAGAAUUGCCAAGCAGAAAUCAUUGAAAUUACAACUAAAUAAAAUUCCACUAGAUCUGACCUCAUAUGAUAAACCAAGGUCUGUCGGUUUAUUAAACUUUGCGACCGAUUUAGUGUUAAGUUUGAUGACAAACAUGUCUCAUAUAGCUGUUUUCGCAGUGUUUACUAUUAUUGUUCUAUUAGCACUACCUUUCAAGGCUAUUUUAGCCUGCGAAGGCAUCAAAAAUGUUUUAAUAGAAGUGAAAGAACGGGAGACUGGAGAAAGAAGUAACAUGACAUUCAGUGGUUGCCUCGAGAGAAAGAAUUUUGGCGGCAAAACGAUUACCGAAAUUCAUAUAAGAAACCAAAAUAUUCCAAAUAUAGGAAAGGAUUAUAUUAGACAUUUAGUAAGAUUGGAUAUUUUAGAACUGAACAACUGCAAAAUUAAAACUAUUGCUCGGGGUGCACUAAGAAAUUUGCUAAGAAUCCGAGUUGUCGAAGUUACUCAUAAUUUGAUAACUGAGGUCACUGGAGGAAUCUACGACGUAUUCAACACAAUCAAAAUAUUACGUUUAAAUAACAACAAAAUUAGUUCAAUGACAGAUGAAGCCCUAUCCAAUAUGACAAUGACUGAAGUUAAUUUUAGUCACAACGAGUUUAGAGAAUGGAAGAAAGUCUGGUUUGCUUAUUCACCAAAUAUAGAAAUUUUCGAUUUUUCAUUUAAUAAAAUUGAAUCCAUUCCUCAAAGAGCGUUUGAUGGGAUGCCUGUAUUGAAGGAAGUUGAUUUUUCAUAUAACAGGAUUUCAUCUAUAGGUAAAGAAGCAUUUAGGGCGCUCAAAUCAUUAAAAGUUUUAAAUUUAAAGAGUAACCUAUUAUCAAGCCUUAAUACGAACAUUUUUUCAAGUAAAAUAUCAAUAAACACUCUAAACAUAGCAUCAAAUAACUUUUUUAAACUGGAUCUUCAAGAACACAGAGAACUUACCUUAGAGCAGAUAGGCAUAGAUCAUAACCCAUGGUCUUGUCCUUGUAUGGACAAUUUACAUGCAUGGUUAAAUGCAAACCAAGUUACUCUCUUAAUGUCUAACGAUUGUGGUUUGACAUUUUUACCAGUUUGUAUAGCAGCAGAUUCUUGUGACACACCUCCGAACGGCAAAGGAUUAGAAAACUAUUUUAAUGUUAUUAAUAAGUUAGACUAUCUACAAAAGAAAUGUAUUGGAUUACAGUCAUAUUAUUAGUAGCAAUACAGCAAUAAAUUAUCAUAUUAUAUUUAUUAGUAUUAAAUUUAAAAAACUGAAUAAAGUCUGAGUUUAGUA
This is a messenger RNA of Diabrotica virgifera virgifera (western corn rootworm), 1421 nucleotides long. Its product is annotated as chaoptin-like. Gene Ontology annotation, molecular function: protein binding. NCBI's taxonomy places the organism in Eukaryota, Metazoa, Arthropoda, Insecta, Coleoptera, Chrysomelidae. Bases 255 to 1343 code for a protein of 362 amino acids. The record is from RefSeq and is a predicted model, not a curated record. The transcript has 3 exons. Gene Ontology annotation, cellular component: extracellular matrix.